AGACUUCUUGCCACCAUGAGCAACAGGCACCAGUUGCGGCCAUACACUUCAAUAGGUGAAAUUAAUCAUGUUCACAUUCUGUCUGAACAUGUUGGAGCAUUGAUACACCGUGAGGAGUAUAGCGAUGUCACAUUCCUCGUGGAGAAGAAACAAUUUACAGCCCAUCGAGUGAUUCUGGCUGCUCGUUGUCAGUAUUUCAGGGCGUUAUUAUAUGGUGGAAUGCGUGAGGCACAUUCGCAGGCUGAAAUCCCAUUGGAGGAUACCCCAGCAGAGGCAUUUACAAUGCUCCUGAAGUAUAUUUACACAGGCCAAGUCACACUCAGUAAUGAAAAAGAAGAAAUAUUGUUGGACUUCCUCAGUCUUGCCCAUAAAUAUGGAUUCCCAGAGCUGGAAGAUGCCACAUCAGAGUAUCUGUGUACCAUCCUCAGUAUUAAUAAUGUCUGUAUGGUUUAUGAUGUGGCCAGUCUUUACUGUCUACACAAACUUUCCAGUACCUGCUGUCUGUACAUGGACAGGAAUGCAAAGGCAGUUCUCAGUAGUGAGGGCUUCCUAUCUCUCUCUAAGAGAAAGUCAAUCUGCUCUUCCUUCACUAGGUCAUAUUCAUAUUACAUCGAAGUGUCGAUGGAUGAACUAGAUUGGAUUCGGAUCAUCGAUCAUUCCAAUUACCUGUGUCGCUCCUGGCAGAACUUAUUCUUCACUCCCCGUGUCUGCAGAUAUAUCCGCAUCGUUGGAACACACAACACUGUGAACAAGGUAUUCCACCUAGUCUCUUUCGAAUGUAUGUUCACCAAUAAGCCCUUCUCAUUGGAUUCUGGGUUACUGGUUCCCACAGAAAACGUGGCCACAGUUGGUGCCAGUGCCACAGUAACGGAAGGAGUCAGUCGCACUCGAAAUGCACUGUUAAAUGGAGAUACAAAGAAUUACGAUUGGGAUUCUGGUUACACUUGUCACCAGCUGGGAAGUGGAGCUAUUGUGGUACAGCUAGCACAGCCUUUCAUGAUCGGAACCAUGAGAUCAUGGCAAACUAUCAGCUUCGAGUUGCAGCCGGUGGUGUUUAUCAGGAUCGUCGGGACCUAUAACACAGCCAAUGAGGUAUUCCAUUGUGUGCACUUUGAGUGUCCAGCAGAAAGGAGUGUCCAGCAGGAACCAAGUGCAGACCCAUCAGUAGCAAGUGCUGAAGCAGGACAUAGAUCUGGGGCACCAACUCAGUCUGUCCUGAACCCAAGUGACAGAAUGCAGUGCAGCCACUGAGGUUAGAGAAUGGAUGGCUCUAAUCAUUUUUGAUCAUCACCUUAAGUACAUUGAGACUGGUUCCAAUCAAGGUACAUGCCUGUUUUUGCCCAUAUUGUACUGCAAGCAACAUUGGUCAGCCCUGCCUCUCCGAUGAACAUGUGUCUGUUCAAACCAUUUCUGGCUCCAUGUGUAAUCAACGCAGUACAAAUUGUCAUGUCGAGAUCAACCAUCCAGUGUGUAGGAGGACAAGGAUUGAGAGUCCUGUUCUCAGUCAUGAAGUUUACAUCAUCAGAGAUUUAACAACUUCCUGCAGACCGAAACUGAUUCCAUUUCCGUUCAGUGUGCGUUUCUGCUGUAACCUUGCAGUGUCGAAAGGGAAAGAUUCCACAGACUGUGUCAAUGGAGAAUUCAAUCAGACAUGGACUAAUGAUUACAGCAAGAAUGAGCCUGAGGACUAAAUUGUAAAUGUACCUCGCUGAUUAUAGGAAAUUCAGACACUGCUGCCGAAAUCUUGAAAGAGUUUAACUUUUCCCAGUCUCACUCAUUUACCAAACACACUGUCAGACCAGCUCCAAUUUUAACCCAGUUAAAUGUUGGGAAUUGGAUUUGUGUUACAGACCCAGUCAAGCAAGUUGGGAUCUGGCUGACAAUGAGUUGCUUUCUUCUGAAUUGUUGAAUUUGGGUGGGUUUAAUUUAAGACGCUGAGUGAUGUGUCAUUUCAAUGAAUAACUGCUAACGAGGCGUGACUGCACAUAAUGUCAAUGUUACUGUCCAGGAUAGUUUGGCUCCUGUGCUAGUCUAGAAACUGUAUUUAUGUUUUGUAGAGUACCAGAUCUUCCCAUUGAACUUUGGGGUCAUUGUGAAAUAUGAGCUCUUGGAAAUUAUUUGAAUUCCAACCAAGUCAGUGCUGAGACAAGGGCACAGGUAUCACAGAUGUGUCCUGUCCUGAGUUUAUGUACUGUCACCAUAUUGAACUUGCAAAAAUAACUCGCCACUACAUUCAUUCAAAUAGCACCAUGUUCACUUGCAAGUUCUGAGAUAGAGUAGCAAAUUAAAAAAGUAUUUCUUGUCUAUUCAGUAGGUUUAUCCUAAUAAAAAAAAACAUGAAGCGUA
Molecule: messenger RNA, 2346 nt
Organism: Chiloscyllium plagiosum (whitespotted bambooshark)
Lineage: Eukaryota; Metazoa; Chordata; Chondrichthyes; Orectolobiformes; Hemiscylliidae
Source: RefSeq, a predicted model, not a curated record